UGGCUUAUAGGGAGGACGAUCCAACCAAAGCUCAAACGGUGAAGGAAAAGAUUCUCAAUGAUAUAUUGUGGGAUCAAGUUAAAUACAUUGUUGAUUUCACCGAUCCCAUUUAUUCAAUUCUACGGGUAGUUGACACAGACAAGCCAUGUCUCCAUUUAGUCUACGAGAUGUGGGACUCCAUGAUAGAGAAGGUGAGAGCUUGUAUCUAUCGGAAGAAGGGAAUUGUGGACGGUGGUACAAGUGUCUUUUUUUAUAUUGUUCAAAGCAUUUUACUAUCUAGGUGGGGCAAGAGUAAUACUCCUCUCCAGUGUUUGGCACACUCACUAAAUUCAAGAUACUAUAGUCCAGCUUGGCUUAAUGAAGUCUCUGGUCGUGUCAACCCAAAUAAUGAUGUUGAAAUUAAUACUGAGAGGAACAAAUGCUUUAGAAAGUUCUUUUCGGAUCCGGAUGACUUAAGGAAAAUCAAGACACAAUUUGCUGAUUUCUCUCUAUUUUGGGUGGCUUUGAUGACCCUGACUCAGUUGAGGAUAGAGCCCAUUUUGAGACAAAGCAAUGGUGGGGCACUUAUAGAGUUACUUGGGCAGCCAGCAUCUUCCUCUUGCUGUGAGAGGAAUUGGAGCGCAUAUGCUUUUAUACAUAGCAUGAAGAGGAAUAAGCUCACUCCUGAGCGAGCCGAGGAUUUGGUGUUUGUGCAUAACAACUUGCGUCUUCUUUCAAGGAAGUCCAAUGAUUAUCAAAGUGGGCUAAGCCGAAUGUGGGAUGUCGAGGGAGAUGGCACCGAGAGCUUUGUUGGUGUUGGCUUUUUAGAAGGUGCCGAUCUCACACUUGAUAAGCUAGAAUUUGAGGAGGAGAUAUUAGAAGUGGAAGAUUGAGUUCUUAUCACUUCUUGAUGAGCUUAGCAUGUUUCUUUAUCCUAUAUUUCUAUGAUAUUAUUAUGUUAUAUUAUUAUGUAAUGCAUAAUAUUCAACUAUGGUUGUAAUAUUGUA
Phragmites australis (common reed) is the source of this 986-nucleotide messenger RNA. RefSeq lists its product as uncharacterized. The record is from RefSeq and is a predicted model, not a curated record. The transcript is spliced from 3 exons. Gene Ontology annotation, molecular function: protein dimerization activity. Bases 168 to 872 code for a protein of 234 amino acids. Lineage: Eukaryota; Viridiplantae; Streptophyta; Magnoliopsida; Poales; Poaceae.